Molecule: messenger RNA, 1518 nt
Organism: Hemiscyllium ocellatum (epaulette shark)
Lineage: Eukaryota; Metazoa; Chordata; Chondrichthyes; Orectolobiformes; Hemiscylliidae
Product: cytochrome P450 2J6-like
Exons: 9
Coding region: 1-1518 (505 amino acids)
Biological process (GO): xenobiotic metabolic process; arachidonate metabolic process
Cellular component (GO): cytoplasm; intracellular membrane-bounded organelle
Molecular function (GO): oxidoreductase activity, acting on paired donors, with incorporation or reduction of molecular oxygen, reduced flavin or flavoprotein as one donor, and incorporation of one atom of oxygen; heme binding; iron ion binding
Source: RefSeq, a predicted model, not a curated record
AUGGAGAUUUCAGCAUUCACUGGAUUUCUCUCUAUGAUUUGUGACAAAUUCACUGUACUGGCCUUGUUCUUCAUGGUGUUUGCCCUGGUCGUUGACUACAUGAAGAGACGCAAGGGUCAGAAUUACCCUCCUGGGCCCCGGGGUUUUCCUUUCUUUGGGAACAUUCUUCAGGUGGACUUGAACAACCCCCACUUAUCGUUUGCCAAGCUGUGGAAGGAAUAUGGCAGUGUGGUGAGCAUACAGCUUGGAUGGACAAACACAGUGAUACUAAAUGGCUAUGAAGCUCUCAAACAGGCUCUGGUGAAGAAAUCAGAAGAUUUUGCUGAUCGACCAAACUUAGCAAUAUAUAAAGAUUUGAUUAAACGUGCAGGACAAGGCAUUGUCUUUGCAAAAUAUGGCCAUUGGUGGAAAGAGCAGAGAAAGUUUUCACUUUUGACACUGAGGAACUUUGGGCUGGGGAAGAAAUCUCUAGAGGCACGAAUUGUGGAAGAGGCUGGAUUUUUAAACAAAGAAUUUGAAAAUGCAAAAGGACAUCCUUUUGAUCCACAUUUCUAUCUAUCUUGUGCAACCUCGAACAUAAUCUGUUCAAUUGUCUUUGGAGAACGUUUUGGAUAUCAAGAUAAAACAUACCUUGAAUUUUUAAAAGUAUUUGAUGAAAUUUUUGAAUUGGAAGGUGGAUUUUGGGGUCAGUUGUUGAAUACGUUCCCCUUUAUUCGUCACUUCCCGGGUCCACACAAUAAGAUAUUUGAAAAUCAAAAUAAAGCUGUUGAGUUUGUUCGGGAGAAAGUCAUGGAACAUAAAAAGCAAUGGGAUCCAAAUGAGCCCAGGGACUUCAUCGAUGCUUUCUUAACAGAGCAAGAGAAGAUGAAACAUGAACCUCAAACAAGUUUCCUGGAAACCAAUUUGUUAGGGACACUUUUUGAUCUCUUUGCCGCGGGUACUGAGACCACCUCCACCACCCUGUGCUGGGGUCUGCUCUUUAUGGUGCUGUAUCCUAACGUGCAGUCUAAAGUGCAGGGAGAGAUUGACAGUGUAAUUGGGAAGGAGAGAAAGCCAAUGUUGGAAGACCGUGAGGAAAUGCCGUACACUAAUGCUGUUAUCCAUGAAAUCCAACGCUUGGGAAAUAUCGUUCCAAAUUCACUUCCUCAUCAAACAUAUAGAGAUACAGAGGUCAUGGGUUACACAAUCCCUAAGGGAACAACAAUCAUCCCAUAUCUGUCCUCCGCCUUGUUUGAUGAGAAUGUUUGGUCGACUCCACACCAGUUUAAUCCGGGUCACUUCCUCAACUCAGAGGGGGGCUUUGUGAAACCAGAAGCCUUCAUCCCAUUCUCUGCAGGUCGCCGUGUGUGCCUGGGGGAACAGCUGGCAAAGACUGAGCUCUUCCUGUUCUUCACCUCCAUGCUCCAACAGUUCACAUUCCAUCUCCCAGAAAAUGAGCCAAGACCUAACUACACUGAAUCCAAAUUCGGAAUCACCCUGAGUCCACGUGCUUAUCGUCUGUGCGUUAAGCUCAGAUAA